This is a messenger RNA of Trematosphaeria pertusa, 2160 nucleotides long. RefSeq lists its product as uncharacterized. The transcript has 3 exons. The record is from RefSeq and is a predicted model, not a curated record. Gene Ontology annotation, molecular function: mRNA binding. Bases 123 to 1784 code for a protein of 553 amino acids. Gene Ontology annotation, cellular component: nucleus. NCBI's taxonomy places the organism in Eukaryota, Fungi, Ascomycota, Dothideomycetes, Pleosporales, Trematosphaeriaceae.
CCAAACUUCUCCCCAGCACUUUUUUCUUCAGCCCUCAAUUUCUACACUUGAUUUACAAAUUCUCCUUCAACAAGCAGGAAGACCUAAGCUAAUUGCCAACUUUCGCUGUACCUUACAGCACAAUGUCCGACGACGCCAAACCCGUCAUCGACGAGGUGCCGAGCAACCCCGCCGAAGCCGUUAAGACGGAGGAGUCAGUGGAGGUGAAGCCUGACGCAAAGCCCGACGCAAAGCCCGAGGCCGCCGACGAGGCCGCGAAUGUUGAAUUCACCGAGGAUGUGAAGGCUGAGCAGAAUGAGGCAGCCAACGGCACCACUGAGGCUGUCAAGAGUGAGGAGCCAGUUGACGAGAAGCCUGACGCAAAGCCCGACGCAAAGCCCGAGGCCGCCGACGAGGCCGCGAAUGUUGAAUUCACCGAGGAUGUGAAGGCUAAGGAGAAAGAGGCAGCCAACGGCGCCGCUGAGGCCGUCAAAACCGAGGAGUCAUCCGACGUCAAGAGCGAAGAGAAGGCUACAAACGGCACUGCUGAAGACGACAAGGAGACAAACUCCCGCUUUAAGGAUGAGCGCAACAACAAGUUCGGCGACAAGCGCAAUGGCGACGGGAAGUUCCAGAAGAACUGGCGACCGAGGCACGAUGAGUUUGCGGAUCUCCCAGAGACCGAUGACCCCACCGAAAUCCGUGCCCAGGUUGAAUUCUACUUCUCCAGCCAGAACCUCUGCACCGAUAGACAUCUAUUCCUCGAGCUUGACGGCCCCAAGAAUCGCCCUGUUCCGAUCAAGCACAUAUGCCAGUUCAAGCGCAUGCGCCGCUUCAAGCCUUACUCCGCUAUCGUGGAGGCGCUACGGGAUAGCGAGGACCUUGUCGUCGUAGAUGACGGCGACUUUAGCGGCACCGGCAAUGAGGCCGUGAAGCGCAAGGAGCCCAUUGCGGUCCCGAAGAGGGAAAAAGACGACAAGUACCCACCCGACGCCGAAGAGCUCUACGAGCGCUUGUUCAAGUCUUCAGUCAACAACCUCGACGCCAGCAUCUACGUGAAGGGAUUUGGUGAAGAAGAGCAAGCUGGUCAGAUUGCGCUAGAACAGUUUUUCAAACCCUACGGCUCCGUCAUGGUCCGCAAACGCCGCGCUGACGAUAAGAGCUGGAAAGGCAGCAUCUUUGUCGAGUUCGAGAGCGAAGAGUCGCAGCAGCAGUUCCUUGCCUUGGACCCGAAGCCAAAGUAUAACGGCAACGAGCUCACGGUCAUGUCCAAGAAAGAGUAUAGCGAGAUGAAAUGCAAAGAGAAGGGUAUCACUCCGGCCUGGCUGCGCAACGAGGAAUACCAAACCGCUCGGGGUGGUUACCGUGGCGGCCGAGGUCGAGGACGUGAUCGGGGUGGGCGCGGUGGACGCGGCCGUGGUGGCCGCUACAACGACCGGUCAGAUCGCAGCAACUAUCGCGACAAUCGGGACCGUCGGGACCACCGAGACCGUCGUGGACGCGACCGAUCUCGCUCGCGGUCUCCUCCUAGGCGUCGAGACCGUGACGGUUCGCGUUCAUCAGAGGAGAGCAAGGACUGGAACGGCCGUCGCGACAGGUUCCAGAAGUCUAGGGAUUUCAAGGGAGACAAGCGGGGCAACCAACAGGAGGACCGCAAGCCGCUCGAAACCAACGCGUAUGGUGUUCCUGUUGUCAAGGAUACACGCACCGAGGUCGAAAAGGCAAAGUCCAAGCGCAAGGCCGAAGACUCUGAGCGCGGGGACAGCCCUAAGAAGCCGAAGAUUGAGAUCAAGGAGGACGAGUAGAUGGUGCCACUUCGCACCGUCUCGCAUGCUGUCUCUUCAUCGAAUCUCAUUAUCUCAAUGAUCUCCAUCCUCCUCCCUACAAGAAAGCGAUGCCUUCACCAUUCAUGGGCACAAGCUGGCUUUUCUCAGACCGCACACAGCAUGACUCUGUUUUCGCGCAAAUACUGCCCCCAGGGUAGUGACUAAAAUCUCUUUGCAUAUUGGAGCUAAAAACACGGCGUCAGGGUACUUUUCUUUUCUAUGGUGGUCUAUUCCAAGAUACCAUUAUCGUGGUCGGGCGGGCACUAGGGCGAAUUUCCAUGUUUCAGUAUUUCGUCUCAUACAGUGCUGUAUGAUAGUCUACGAUGCCAUGCUCUCAUAUGAAUACGAGAGACGU